Molecule: messenger RNA, 964 nt
Organism: Athene cunicularia (burrowing owl)
Lineage: Eukaryota; Metazoa; Chordata; Aves; Strigiformes; Strigidae
Product: leukocyte cell-derived chemotaxin-2-like
Exons: 4
Coding region: 73-522 (149 amino acids)
Source: RefSeq, a predicted model, not a curated record
UCUGUUGGGAUGUAUAAAUAGAAAGCGAAGUAUUUUAGACCUAUCACUUUGAAAGCAGAGCUCUCAAGGCACAUGAAAAUGCACAGAGUCACAGCAGUCAUCCUCGCGAUUGCGAUCUCCAGUGCUACUGCAGAACAAUGGGCAAAAAUCUGCUCAAGUCAACCUGCAAACAGAAUCAGAGGCUGCGACUCCCAGGGCUGUGGUGGAUACAAUGACCCCAAGGUCCUGGGCCGGGAUGACGGGAGAUGGUUGUGUUCUGUUAAUGCAGAAAGAUGGAUUGAAAGGAUUACAGCAUUCCACCUUUAUAAAAAAAGGCAGCAACAGCUUCCCCUUCUCCUCUCUCCCCUGUUAACAGGCUUCUGCAUUAAGAUGUUUUACAGCAAACCCUUGAAGUACAGCGGCCUUGUCAAGAAGGGAGAGAGAAUCGGCGUCAUGCUGCCCAUGCAAAGGCUCUAUCAAGGAAUUAUAUCCCAUGUCCAUAUCCAGAACUGGGACUUAACAGAUCCUACUUCCAACCUGUAAACAGGUGGCUGCACAUCAGGAGCAAAGCUUUCAGCCCCUCACUUGUGUGUUCAUUAAAUCGCUUAGGCAUAGGUAGUCACUAGUAAAAUAGAAGCCACUGAGCCUCAAACAGUUGUUCCACCCGAAAAGUAUCCAAGAACAAAAUGCUGGUGGUUAUCUGAACAUAAAGAGACUCGGAGUAAGGUAUAACACGUGUUAAAGCUGUUACUGUGUCCUGCACAUCCCUGCACCAGUGGAUGAGGGCUGAAGCGGUGGGGAAGGGCUGGGAGGAGGUGGGUCCUCGAUGCUCAGCAGCACUACAGUCAGCUCUGCUGCAGCUCACUCGUCCUGGACUCCUCUGCUCUCUUUGCAGCCAAGCACAAAGAUUUCUUCAAUAAGCCAGAAAUUUCACUUGUGCUUGCACAUGGAAAAUCACGUUAUUAAAGGGCUGCUUCUCUACAAA